AUGAAUCUAGAUGUGAACAUGCCUUUUGCAAUGGUGGAUCAAAAUAGCGUGGAAUCUCCAGCAGAUAAGAUGGUUUACAACUUGGAGAUCAAAUUUACCAAUUCUAAGAAAACGACCUCCGAUUCGGAGUUCGGCGAGAAUACUCUUGACAUGUGGGCAUGGAAGCUACCAGUCUAUAAGAUUGGAUCUUUAAACAUAGGGCGCGCGUUCAAUUUCUUUGUGAGAGGGUACUUAUGUAAUUUCGUCAUAAACAUUCACUUCUAUCAAUCCUCACACACACACAUCGGGUUCUCUCUGAUCUUCCUUUCUCCCCAUCUGCCAACACCACUAGCCAUCAGGUUUCCAUCGUUCUAUGCCUUCCUCUGCCAUUAUUCUCUGCCUUCUUUUGCCAUCCUUCUGGAGCUCAAAAUUGGCAGCUUUGUUGCCGGAUUUGGUGACGCCGGCGGUGAGGAACCGCCGGUGACGGAACAGAGAGGCGUUGUUCGGAAAUGGAGAGAUUCUAAUUCCGAAGAUGGAUAUUCGAAUCUUGUGUCUACUAGUAAUGCCACCGACUUGUUAGAUGUGCAGAAGAAGAAGAAGGCGGAGAAGGAAGCCUCAAAUGAAAAGUUAAAACGACCUCGUAUGAAGUCAGGACACACGCCACAAUCUCCUGUAAAAAGUGGAAAAUAACUGAUUUUCUUUUUCCGUGUGGUCUUGUUUAAAAAGAAUAAUGGAAAGAAUGAAGCAUUAUGAACUUAAAAAUGUGUAAAUCUUAUAACUUAUACACGCGUAAGGUUUACAGCUUA
Erigeron canadensis is the source of this 785-nucleotide messenger RNA. RefSeq lists its product as uncharacterized. Lineage: Eukaryota; Viridiplantae; Streptophyta; Magnoliopsida; Asterales; Asteraceae. The transcript is spliced from 4 exons. The coding region runs from base 1 to 669 and encodes 222 amino acids. The record is from RefSeq and is a predicted model, not a curated record.